This is a messenger RNA of Petromyzon marinus (sea lamprey), 2357 nucleotides long. Lineage: Eukaryota; Metazoa; Chordata; Hyperoartia; Petromyzontiformes; Petromyzontidae. The record is from RefSeq and is a predicted model, not a curated record.
ACAUUGGGGAGGGGAGUGUGUUGCACCCUGCACGUGACGGCAUGUCACCUCCUGCUGCCGCGUGACGUGACGAUAUACCAGGAAGCUGCCGAUCUGCGCGCCAGCGCUCACUGAGAUCCGAGGGAAAAACAGGAGGAUCCCGAGGAAAACCCUUGCUGCUGUAAAGCCCCUACCGACGAUACACGAACUGGACAAUGUUCGAGCCUUGAAGGAACUUGACACCGCCAUCAACUCACUAGCCAGCGGCAAGUCCCCGGGAAAGGACGGCAUCACACCUGAGAUAUUAGGGGCUGAACAGGCAUGGCAUUGGCUAAAGAAGAGAUUGAAGGAUGUGGAGGUGGUCGGACCUGCUGAUGACUGGUACCGGGAGUGUCAAGAUUGGCCUCAGUGGAGGAGGCCCGUGAGCUGACGCUUCUUCUGACGCUUCCUCUGCAGAAUUGGUCUGAUGGAGCAAAGGCACUCAGCGCAGCUCGGUAAAAAGCAAAAACAAUGGGACCAGAAUGCAAACAGCAUGGAUUGUACUGGAAGUGUGAUACGGCACCAGAGAACUCAAAGAGGAGAGAAAACCUUCAAGUGCACUGUGUGUGAAAAGGCAUUUGCAUGGUCAUCAGUUCUUCAAAAACACCAGAGAAUACACACAGGAGAGAAACCCUUCAGGUGUAGUGCGUGUGGGAAGGCAUUUUCAGAUUCAUCUGUUCUUAAAAGACACCAGAAAACACACACAGGAGAGAAACCUUUCAGGUGUAGUGUGUGUGAGAAGGCAUAUUCAGAUUCAUCUGGCCUUAAAAAACACAAGAGAACACACACUGGAGAGAAACCCUUCAAGUGCACUGUGUGUGCGAAAGCAUUUUCACAGUCAACACAUCUUAAAAUACAUCAGAGAACGCACACAGGAGAGAAAGCCUUCAAGUGCACUGUGUGUGAGAAGGCAUUUUCAGAAUCAUCUGCCCUUAAAAGACACCAGAGAAUCCACACAGGAGAGAAACCUUUCAGGUGUAAUGUGUGUGGGAAGGCAUAUUCAGAAUCAUCUGCCCUUAAAAAACACGAGAGAACACACACUGGAGAUAAACCCUUCAAGUGCAGUGUGUGUGAGAAGAUAUUUUUGGGUUUAUUGCUUCUUAAACGACACCAGAGAACACACAUGGGAGAGAAACCCUUCAGGUGCCUUUUGUGCGAUAAAGCGUUUGCAAAGUCAUCAGUUCUUAAAGAACACCAGACAAUACACACAGGAAAGAAAGCCUUCAAGUGCAGUGUGUGUGAGAAGGCAUUUGCACAGUCAUCACAUCUUCAAAAACACCAUAGAACACACACAGGAGAGAAACCUUUUAGGUGCACGCUGUGCGGCAAGGCGUGUUCACAGUUAUCAAAUCUUCAUAGACACCAGAGAACACACAGGCAUCAGAAGAUCCCCAAGGAGUGUAGUCUGAAAUCGACUUGUGAAAGUCAAAGUGCUGCAAUGAGCCCAUCCCUACUGAAAAAAGAACCAGAAGUAAAUUCCAGCUUGGACACUAUGAAAUGUAUCGAGGUGAAAUUUGAAGACGUGAAGGUGAAAUGUGAAGAAGUGAUGGUGAAGAGCGAAGAAGUGAAGGUAAAAUGUGAAGAUGAAGAUUCAACUCCAAAAUCAGACCUUCACAUUCAUGGAGGCAACGUGAAGCAGGAGGAGAAUUCGGACUGUGAGGCAGAGCGAGGCAACGCCCAGCAGUUUGUGGAAGUGGAGGUAUGGGUGGACUUCCUCGACAAUAUAAAUUCAAAUGGAGACCCUGUAGAUGUGGACUCUUGAGACAAUGAAGCUCCAAUAGAUUCACGUUUGUCACAGGCCUUUAAUAAAAAUAACGUGACGUUGAAUUGCAUAAACUUACCAAUGAAUUAAUUGAUGAAACACUAAUCAUUUAUAAGCAUCUAUGUUACGAAUCUACACACUCACAGGAAUACUAUUGUGUUGAGAUUUUUCUUUUGAUCACAGAAUCUUGCCCGCAAAUUCAUUGAUGUCUCAAUCGCCAAUUGAUAAGCAUCUGUUAGCCAAAUAGGCACACUAGCACUCACACUAUUGUUUCAGGACAUUUCGUUAUUUGCAUAAUCUUACAAAUUAAUUCAUUGGUGUCUACUUUUGCCAUUGGGCACAUGUUUCUUUAGCAUGUUUCGUAUGAGUAGUAUACAUUUUUACGGACUUUUCCUAUCGCCGUGUAUGGUCGCUCUACUCGGAGGAGUUAGCUGAUUGUUGUGUUACUCAGUUUUAACAAACGUAACCAUUGACAGUUAAUUGUACGGAUCAAUGAGUAGGACAGCUUCAGGAGUACGGUAUUGGCGAUUCUGAUCAUAAGUGUUAGUGUUUUUAGAUAUUAAAGUUGCUUAACAUA